This is a messenger RNA of Clarias gariepinus (North African catfish), 2157 nucleotides long. Its product is annotated as FYN-binding protein 1. Gene Ontology annotation, biological process: protein localization to plasma membrane; T cell receptor signaling pathway; integrin-mediated signaling pathway. NCBI's taxonomy places the organism in Eukaryota, Metazoa, Chordata, Actinopteri, Siluriformes, Clariidae. The record is from RefSeq and is a predicted model, not a curated record. Gene Ontology annotation, molecular function: protein binding. The coding region runs from base 354 to 2003 and encodes 549 amino acids. Gene Ontology annotation, cellular component: plasma membrane. The transcript has 16 exons.
GAGAGAGAGAGACGAGGAAACUGCAGUGUAGCGUUCCUGGCUGUCUGACUACAGUUUAUUGAGGUUAGCUAAACCACAGAGCUUUCUCAUCUGCAAGCGAGCUCACAGGGCUGUUUCACACCGGCGUUGUUUCACCAUUUAUUUCAGCUUUUCGUUCUACUCCACUUUAAUACACUGAUGUCGGCUUUGUCUCAGCGUGACCUGACAUUUUCUUGAGGCUAUUUGAGAGAACAGUGGUGCUUUUUUUUUUUUUUUUUUUAACCUUGUCUCUCUCCUAGUUUAACUUUUCUCCUCAGCUCGAUAGAAGAAAUGUCGUAGAGCCAGUACGGAAAUAAAACUCCACUCUAACAUACAUGGGGGACAAUGUAGACGUCAAGGCCCUGAGGGCCAGGUUUCAUGCUCAGGCAGACAAAGCAACCCCCAGUGGUGGAGCCUACACCAGGCCUCAUGUGGCUGGUCAGUUGCCGGAAGCAUCAGACAAUGGACUGCCCCGAAGCAAGCUUCCACCUGCUACGAUAAAGCCAAUGCUUCCAGUGAACCUUGUCAAUGAACCAAAAAGAGUUGUUCAGACUCCUCAGGGAGUGUUUCCCAAACCUCCACCUUCUCACCGUGUGGGAGCUAAAGAGGAUCCUAAACCAUCUGUCAGUGACUCUGAAAACACAAGAGUAAAACUAACAGGGGAGCUUCUCCAGAACAAGAUGAUGCAACAUCUUGAGAAGAAGCCCCAGCCAAGUCCCAGACCACUGCUUCCAAGCCAGAAGAGCAUAUCAGAAGUAGCUCCCCUGAGAAAACCUCUUCCCAGUGUUGGGCAACGACCUACAAAGCCCAAACGACCCCCUUCUGUCAGCCUGGAACGUUUUUAUGCAAAGGGUCCAGGCUUUCUGCCCCGAGUUCAGCUGGAUACUAAAACACAUGAGGGGCCGCCCCGACCACCAAAAUCAACCUUCUUAUCUGCGACACCCAUUCCACAGAGAAGCAUCGAACCUGAACAGGACACAUACGACGACAUUGAUUUGCCCCCACCUCCACCUCCACCUCCAAAACCAUCUUCCAGCGAAUCAUGGACAAGUAGUUUUUCAUCUCAGGCUGAUGAGGAGAGUGAUCAUAGUGAAAUUUACGAGCAUAUCGAGGAUCACGAGGGGAUUACACAGCCUGCGAUCCCGGAGAAGAAAAAACAAAAGGAUUACAAACGACAGCAAGAAGUGGAAAAGAGAGAGCAAAAAGAGAAGCUGAAAAAAGAAAAUGAGUACCGAAAAAAAUUCAAACUGACUGGAGAAGUUGAGGUGAUCCACACAGCUCGGGUGAGGGAGGACUGGCAGGGCGGGAAAAACGAUCUGCGUGUGCGGCAGGGAGAGUCGGUGGAGAUUGUACGUGUGAAGAACAACCCAGAGGGAAGAUGGCUGGCCCGGAACAUGAGUGGGGAAUAUGGAUAUAUCAGUAAUGUAUGUGUAGAUGUGGAUUAUGAAGGAAUAAAGCGAAAGAUUCGCGGUGAUGUUGCACCUUCUCUCCUUCCUCUUCCCAUCCAUAUAGACGAGGAUGUUUAUGAUGACGUCGGCACAGACUCACUGAACACCAGCCUGAACGUGAGCGGUGAGGUAUAUGAUGAUAUUGAUCAUGUCAUACCAGAUGACUUCCCCCUGCCCCCUCCAGAGAUAUGCCAAGACCCUAAAAAAAGCAAGAAACUAGAGAAGGAGGAAAAAGAGUUUAGAAAGAAAUUUAAGUUUGAAGGCCCCAUCCAAGUUAUUUGCUGCAUGAUGGUGGAUCCGAAUGCCAACAUCAAGAAGGCCAGUGGGAAAGACCUGUCUGUUUCGAAGGGGGAAAUUCUCGAAGUUAUUCAGCAGACUAAUGAGAAGAAAUUUCUCUGUCGUAACGAACAGGGAAAAUACGGAUAUGUUGCCAGACAUUACCUGCUACAUGAGGAAAACGAAAUAUAUGAUGAUAUCGACAAUGUUACAGAUGUUUAUGAUAAUGAUGUCAGUGGACCACCACCUCUGCGGUCUUGACAGCCAUUACCAAUGCUUUGACGGCGAAGGUGAAUGUAAAAGUCGACCUGAUGAUUCUCGUGCAUUUUGCGGGCAUGAAGACAGGAUGGAAGAUCAGGAGGAUAAUUUCCAAAACUUUUGUACACUGAACAAACAAAUACAUAAUUUUUACGAA